AGAAAAAUAGAAACUCAAUGAAAAACAAAUCUAAGAAAAGUGAAAACCAAACAGAUACAGAAGCUAUUAAGAAAAAAAAACUGACUAGUAGACAAAGAAAAGCACUUACUAAAAUUAUAGAAAAAAAACAAAAGAGCCAAAAGAGAUCUGAAAUGUUAAACGAAUUGAAGAGUCUUGAACUUUCAGCACCUUCAUUGUCUUUGAUGACAUCCAUAAGUCAAACUCAAACAAGUGGAUUGAGAAACGCUUUGAGGCAAAAAAAAAAAAGUCAAACAGUUAAGCCUAUUGAAGAAAAUAGGAGCUCAGAUGAGAUGACGGUUGAUGAAGAUAUUGGUUCAGAAAUUGACGAGGAUGAAAUUGUACAAUAGUUUAUUUAUAUUACUUAAAAUCACAUUCACCAGAAAGUCUGUAAUUAUUAAUUUUAUAAUGGUGGCCAUAUUGAUUUUACUUCUUUAUGAGCUGAUUGUGGUAACCAUGUUAAAUAUUCUUCCAACAGAUCUGUAAAAACGAAAUAAAGAUUGUUGUUAACAUCAGACAA
This is a messenger RNA of Melanaphis sacchari, 538 nucleotides long. RefSeq lists its product as uncharacterized. Lineage: Eukaryota; Metazoa; Arthropoda; Insecta; Hemiptera; Aphididae. Bases 18 to 368 code for a protein of 116 amino acids. The record is from RefSeq and is a predicted model, not a curated record. The transcript is spliced from 4 exons.